UGUGUAUUGCUUCAUCAAACUAAGCUAUACUACAGAGGUCCAACUAAACAUGUGGAAUUAAACAAAGAUCUCAAUUUUUCUGUUUUGACUGGUGUCACUAUUUAAAGCACAAUCACUCUCUUUACCUUCAUUGUUCUCAGUCUGAAUAUAAUGUGGACACGUUAGACUCUAUAAGAGGCUUAUAAGUUUUGAGGACUUUGACAUUUCGAUGCAAACUGGCUGACGUUUCUGGUGCCCAGAAGUAUCUGCAGAGUGAGCGCUCUUCACUUUCUCGCCCCUCUUUGGUGAAAAUCAUUCCACUACGUCAAGUCGUCCCGUCCGCUCGGUGAAGAUGUCUGCGACGGGUACAGGCGGCUGUGGACCCGGACCCGGACCCACCUCGGGCACCGGGUCCGGGGCUUCAAACCCCCGAAAGUUUAGCGAGAAGAUAGCGCUGCAUACCCAGCGGCAGGCCGAGGAGACAGCCGCCUUCCAGGAGGUUAUGAUGGACAUCACCUCGACCAGGCUUCAGGCUCAGAAGCUCCGUCUCGCCCGGAGUCAGGGUCCGUACUACGGCGGCUCAUUACCCAACGUCAACCAGAUCGGCAGGAACCCUCAGGACUUCCAGGGCUCCUUCCCCUCCACUCUGGAGUCGAACCGGUCGACUCGGCAUCACGGCCUGGUGGAGCGAGUCCAGAGGGACCGCCGGUUCAUCUCGCCGGUCCGACCAUACCGCAACCGACAAGUGGACAACUCGCCGUAUAACUCUGCCUACCUGUCCCCGCCCCCCGACCCCAGCUGGAGAAGGAAUUGGUCCGGAAACUUCCCUGGGGAUAAAAGCCAGUUGUUUCGUCUCCCCACCACUGCACUCAACAGGACCAACUCCGACUCGGCCCUCCACACCAGUGUGAUGAACCCUCCCACAGGAGACCCCUUCACCACAGGUGGACCCACCUUCACCCCCCAGAGCAGCAGACGCAGCGGUCAGAGCGAUGGAGAGGGCAGAAGAAUGUUUCCGUACCCGGUUCCUCCCAUUGAAGAGAACGUGUUGGACGAAGGGAAAAUGCUCAAACCCUGGGACACCAAGAAGUUGCCUCUGUUGUCGUCCAGACCCAAGUCCUGUGAAGUCCCUGGCAUCAAUAUCUUUACGUCCCCGGAGCAGCCGUCCACGCCGGCUCACGGCGUCCCCUCAGCUCUCAACACCGGCGGCUCACUGCCCGACCUGUCCAGCCUCCACUUCCCCUCCCCGCUGCCCACGCCGCUGGACCAGGACGAGCCCGGCUACCCCGGAUCCUCCUCUCUGAGCGGGGGCAGCAGCACCGGGAACUUGGCCUCCACCCUCACGCAGCUGGGCAUCAAUGCUGCCAACGCAACGGGAGGCAACGGCAACUUCCAUCACCACACGCCAGGUCUCCUGGCGUCUCUACAGAGCACGCUCAGCAACCCCUCCCUGCAGUCGUCGCUAAGCAACCCCAACAUCCAGUCGUCACUCAGCAGCCACUCCUUCUCUAACUCUCUGAGCUCCGCCUCCCUGCACUCGUCUCUCAGCAACCCCUCGCUGCAGUCGUCCCUCAGCUCCUCCCCCUCCCUGCCGUCCUCCCUCAGCAGCCAAUCGCUGCACUCCUCCCUCAGUAACUCCUCCCUCCAGUCGGCGUCCAGCGGUAACCCCAGCUACAGCAGCGGAGUGGGCGGGUCCAGCUCCUGCUCCUCCUCCUAUUCGCCGCUGCUCAGCGGACAGGGUCAGCCGUCGCUAAGCACGUCGCCGCGGAGACGAGCCCAGCUGUCCCCGCUCAUCCUGCCCAUGGGAGGGGAGUCGCGGAGGCAUCACUCCAAGCAGUUCUCCCCCACCAUCUCCCCCACCCUCUCCUCCAUCACACAGGGCGUCCCUCUGGACACCAGCAAACUGCCCCUGGACCAGAGGCUUCCUCCGUACCCCCUCAGUCAAUCCCACCAGCACCAGCCGGGCCCCCACCAGUCCCUCCCCGGUCUGCCCGGCUCCCAGCCCGGCCAGCAGCCUCCUCCGCUGGGUCAACACCACCACCAACAGCUGCACCGCCUCCAGCAGCCGCGGCCCACCGCCCAGCAGCAGCAGCAGCAGCAGCAGCAGCAGCAGCUCCACCUGCAGAACCUGCGCAACCAGCACAUGCAGCAGCACUUUGGAACGCAACAGAGGCAGAUGGUGCCGCACAUGAACACAACGAACACGUCGCUGAUAAAGAACGAGAGCGCGUUGGAUCAGUGCGUCCAGAGCUCCUCGUCCUCUCAGUGUCACGUCAAACAUGAAGCGGAGCAGCAGGUGGAGCAGCACAGAGUCGGCGGCCUCCCGCAGCUCCAACAGAUCAGCCACAACCCGGCCACGGACCUCUACAAUGAUGCCUUGUUCAACUCUCUGCUGGACGACCCGUACCUGAGCCUGCAGCUCACGGGAAAAGCCAACCAGCAGUUCACAGCGGCGAACCAGGGGGACGGUCUGACCCUGAACCACAGCGGUCUGAGCUGCGGCAGCACGGACAAGAACCAGUUCCCCUCCAACACCCAGGGGCCCCUGGGCCUGCAGGACCCCGGGGACCAGCAGCUCCUCAACAACCAGAACCAGAACUACAGCAGCGGGGAGGGACGACACAACGUGCCCAACAUCAUCCUCACAGGAGACUCUCCCCCAGGUCUGUCCAAAGAGAUCGCCAGCGCUCUGUCCCACGUCCCCGGCUUCGAGAUGGACCCGUUCUCCCUGGACGACCCGCUCCGGAUGGACCCGCUGGCUCUGGACAUGCUGGACGGCGACCUGAUGCUCGCCGACCCGGCCGUGGAGGACUCCUUCCGAUCCGACCGGUUGAAGUGAUCCCGCCACCCCCACCCCCCCUCCACUCCACUCCAGGAGCUCGGUGGGAAUCCGGCGAAGAGACGGCGCCACCCUGACGGAGGCGGAGAGGAACGCCGCCCACUCACCACUCCCCCGGCUGGACGGCCUGCAGAGCGAGGUUUGGACGUGACUGGGGAAUCUCUCCGUCGUUCAGUGACGGAGUCUCGGAGGGACGGACCUGAGGUUUCGGUCGUGCGUCAGAGUGAACUGAUGGAGGGGGAGUUUUUCCGUCGAAGGCACUUACUGAAAACGCUCUUGCGAAGCUUGAAGUCAAGAAAAACCAAGUUGCUUCUCUUUAGGCAUUAGCUUGUUGAGUCUUAUCUGCAUGUUGACAAAUGCACUCGCGUAAAUGCAAAACACGCAGGAAUCAAAUGCUCACGUGACGUCGGCUUUGUGUAAGAAAAAAAAAAACCAGCAGCGCUUGGAAGAUCUUGAAAAGCUUUAUGCACCUGGACAGACCUUCUGUUUCCUGUCCGCUUCAUCCUGCUGCCACGCCGCAGGAAAGACGCCGCUUUACCCCAAACUGCCAUUAGGUCAGGAGAUAACCACCAGCAGAGGCUUCCUCUGCUCUAUCAGCCACUUUGACAGGAGCUCAGCCAUGAAACACAGAGUUUAUAUAUUUAAAGAAAUACACAUGAAUAUAUUUGAGAUGUCAGUUCAGAGAGAUUCUCCUCAGAACAAACUGCUCUGGUCUUAUUUCAGAAUGAGAAGCAGGUUGAAGGUUUGGGAUGAAGUUCAGGUUCAACAGUCGCCAUGUUGCCCCCAACUGUUCGAUGAAAGCAGCUUUAAACCCUCAGAUCAGACUGUGAUCACACGGGGCACUCUGUUCUCUUUUAUGUGAAAUGAAUUAUAAAUCAUCAGCUGAGGAAACUCAGUGAUAUUCACAAAUAUUUUAGUAGUUUUUUAAAGUUCAUCUGCAGACAAAGAUCAUCUCUUUUAAAAUUUAAAACUCAGACGUCUCAUCAUCAGUCAAUCAGAGGCGUCUGACUCUGAUCACACGGCAGUAUAAAGUCAGGACCCCUCGAGUCCAGUCCACAUCAUCUCAAAAACAUCUUUAGACCGGACUUAACUGGACUAGAGAGGGAGGAAAUGAGCGCCCUGUCUGAUCACAGAGAGUUCAUCCUCCAGUUUCUCCAUCAGACUUCACGUCACUGAGUCGCAGUCUGGAGGCUGAAGGCUGGAGGCUGGAGGCUGAAGGC
Seriola dumerili (greater amberjack) is the source of this 4038-nucleotide messenger RNA. Its product is annotated as CREB-regulated transcription coactivator 2-like. The record is from RefSeq and is a predicted model, not a curated record. Gene Ontology annotation, biological process: positive regulation of transcription by RNA polymerase II; protein homotetramerization. The transcript has 16 exons. Lineage: Eukaryota; Metazoa; Chordata; Actinopteri; Carangiformes; Carangidae. Gene Ontology annotation, molecular function: cAMP response element binding protein binding. Bases 332 to 2818 code for a protein of 828 amino acids. Gene Ontology annotation, cellular component: nucleus; cytoplasm.